Molecule: messenger RNA, 1149 nt
Organism: Microthlaspi erraticum
Lineage: Eukaryota; Viridiplantae; Streptophyta; Magnoliopsida; Brassicales; Brassicaceae
Source: the annotation of a GenBank genome assembly
AUGGGUUCCAUUCUACAAAGAAAACUAGCUUUCUCUCUUUUAUUCUUGAUCACUGUGGUGUUCUCUUGUUGUAAAGUUAAUUCGAAAUGUGAAUUCAAAGCAAUUUUCAACUUUGGAGACUCGAACUCUGACACAGGAGGAUUUUGGGCUGCUUUUCCAGCUCAAUCAGGUCCAUGGGGAAUGACUUAUUUCAAGAAACCAGCCGGUCGUGCUUCAGACGGCCGUCUCAUCAUUGAUUUUUUGGCGGAAUCUCUUGGAAUGCCUUUCCUAAGCCCGUAUUUGCAAUCUAUUGGAUCUGAUUUUCGACACGGCACAAACUUUGCGACGUUAGCAUCUACGGCUCUUUUGCCAAAGACGUCCUUAUUUGUCUCCGGAAUCAGCCCUUUCUCACUCGCUAUUCAACUGAACCAGAUGAAACAUUUCAAGGUUAAAGUCGACGAGUCUCAUUCCUCGGGCCCACCAGGAUUGCCUAUCUUACCUUCUAACGAUGUCUUCCGAAAAUCGCUAUAUACUUUUUAUAUUGGCCAAAACGAUUUCACAUCGAAUUUGGCUAGCAUUGGAGUGGAUGGUGUGAAGCAGGAUAUUCCACAAGUCAUAGGCCAAAUUGCUGGAACGAUUAAGGAAAUAUAUGGAAUAGGUGGUCGGACAUUUUUGGUAUUGAAUUUAGCACCGGUUGGAUGUUAUCCGGCAAUUUUAACCGGUUAUAAUCAUACCGUUUCGGAUUUAGACAAAUUUGGAUGUCUUAUUCCCGUAAACAAAGCCGUCGAAUAUUACAAUGCGUUAUUGAAAAAGUCAUUGUCCGAUACCAGAACCGAGCUUAAAAACGCCACCAUCAUUUACUUAGACACUCACAAGAUAUUGCUUGACCUCUUUCAACACCCCAAAUCCUACGGUUUGAAACAUGGAAUUAAAGCUUGUUGUGGGUACGGUGGACAUCCGUACAAUUUCGAUCAGAAAUUGUUUUGCGGCAACUCCAAAUUGAUUGGAAAUGCUUCUAUGACGGCCAAAGCUUGCCGUGAUCCGCACAAUUACGUAAGUUGGGACGGAAUUCACACGACGGAGGCUGCAAACCACCGCAUAUCGAUGGCCAUUCUCAACGGUUCGAUAUCAGAUCCUCCGUUCACACUCAGUUACCUAUGUCCGUCUUAA